CAUGAUGGUCAGAAAAAAUAUGACUUCUGGAAAGACAUGGUGGCUGCUAUCCAGCACAAUUAUAAAAUAUCUGCUUUUAAAGUCUUAUUAGUUAUAGUUAUAUUAAUUACUAAUAUUGCUAUCUUAAUAGUUAUUCAGAUCAUAGAAUAA
Messenger RNA from Eurypyga helias (sunbittern), 150 nucleotides. RefSeq names its product 5'-nucleotidase domain-containing protein 1-like. The record is from RefSeq and is a predicted model, not a curated record. The transcript has 2 exons. The annotation marks the transcript as partial. Lineage: Eukaryota; Metazoa; Chordata; Aves; Eurypygiformes; Eurypygidae.